Pelobates fuscus (common spadefoot toad) is the source of this 1848-nucleotide messenger RNA. RefSeq names its product protein kinase C delta type-like. Bases 1 to 1848 code for a protein of 615 amino acids. Gene Ontology annotation, molecular function: protein serine/threonine kinase activity; ATP binding. Lineage: Eukaryota; Metazoa; Chordata; Amphibia; Anura; Pelobatidae. The transcript has 12 exons. The record is from RefSeq and is a predicted model, not a curated record. Gene Ontology annotation, biological process: peptidyl-serine phosphorylation; intracellular signal transduction.
AUGACUAAGGGCAAGAACAAAAAGAGAAAGGGAAAGACUGAUAAUCCAAAGAAACAGCAAACUAGAGGAAAACAACCAUGCAGAAAUGCAAAGCGUAGGAAGCAAAUGGAAAGUAAGAACCCCAAAGUAGAUGGAAAUAAUGAACAACUACCUGCCAUUUCAUUAGACAGGUUUACCUUCCAUCACCUCCUUGGUGAAGGCAAUUACGGAAAGGUGAUGUUGACAUCAGAUAACGUCACUAAGCAAAGUGUGGCAGUAAAGAUUCUUAAAAAGCAGAUGCUGCUAGAUGAUGAUAUGGACAAGACUCUACUAGAACGCAGAGUGCUGGAAGUUGCAACUGGAUGCCACUUCCUGACCAACCUAUAUGCCAGUUUUCAGACAGAGAACCGUGUCUUCUUUGUCAUGGAAUAUGUGAAUGGAGGCAAUCUGGAACAAUUCAUGAAUAGGCAUGGGAAACUGGACCGCGACGCAGUGAGGUUUAUUGCUGCUGAACUUGUAUGUGGGCUGCAAUACCUACACAGGCAUGGAAUAAUCCACAGAGACAUUAAGCCGGAGAACAUUUUAUUAGACAGAUCGGGUCACCUCAAAAUAGCUGAUUUUGGUCUGUCAAUAGAAAACGUAUUCGACUACACAGACUCAUUCGGUGCCGGCACACAAGGGUACAUGGCUCCAGAGGUGCUGAGGUUAGAAAGGUACGAUGCUGGGGCUGACUGGUGGUCCUUUGGAGUCAUCUUGUACAAGAUGAUUACAGGGUAUAAUGUCUUUCAAUGCGGCCAUGCAGAUGAAGACACACCAGCAGAUGUCAGCCUUGAGGAACGCGAUAUCUUAGAACGGCUUCUGUGCAAGAUACCAUCUGACCGCCUGGGGAAAAAUGGCAAUAUUCGAGACCAUCCCUUUUUCCAGUCAAUUGAUUGGAAGGAACUAGAGGCCAGAAGAACUACCCCCCCUUCUAUUCUCCGCACAACAUCAUCAGAGAGUUUAGAAGAAUCUGGGAGCAUGGAUCUCAAAUUAUCAUCCAAAGACUCUUCAGAGGAAUCUCUUGAUUCAGAAGAUCAAAGGCUAUUUGAUGGGUUCAGUUACAUCAACCCCAAAUGGAUCAAUUUUGCCAAGUCUUCUGCAGCCCACUCCACGGAACCAUCAACAGUAGAAGGAUCAUCCGCUGGACCUGCACCUUCUCCCCUGCAACUGGAGGCAACAACUGCAGGAUCAUCUGCAGUGAGAGCACAAAAAAGGAAAAGAGAGAGCCAGAGUGAGUCAGAAUUCACUCCAAAAAAGAAAAAAGAAUCUGAACUGGCCGAGUCAACACCAGGACCUUGUCAGGAGAUAUCUGGAAUAGGAACAACAUCCGAAAUUGCAACGCAAAAGGAGACAACAAUCCCAAGCAUGUCACCUGCAGUGAGAGGCAAGAAAAGGAAGAGAAAGCAGAAAGAGGACCAUAGUGAGUCAGAAUUAACUCCAAAAAAGAAAAGAGAAGAUGAACAGGAUGAUCCAACACCAGGACCUUCUCAGGAGACAUCUGGCGUAGGAACAACAUCCAAUAGUGCCACACAAAAGGAGACAACAAUCCCAAGCAUGUCACCUGCAGUGAGAGGCAAGAAAAGGAAGAGAAAGCAGAAAGAGGACCAGAGUGAGUCAGAAUUAACUCCAAAAAAGAAAAGAGAAGAUGAACAGGAUGAUCCAACACCAGGACCUUCUCAGGAGACAUCUGGCGUAGGAACAACAUCCAAUAGUGCCACACAAAAGGAGAAAAUAAUCCCAGAUGCAGUGCGAGCCAAUAAAAGGAAGAGGACACAGAAAGAGGACCAGAGUGAGUCAGAAUUCACUCAAAAAAAGAUUCGGAAAAUCUAA